Messenger RNA from Hermetia illucens (black soldier fly), 6854 nucleotides. It is a transcript of the gene Tlk, whose product is annotated as serine/threonine-protein kinase tousled-like 2. Gene Ontology annotation, biological process: peptidyl-serine phosphorylation; chromosome segregation; intracellular signal transduction. Gene Ontology annotation, molecular function: protein serine/threonine kinase activity; ATP binding. Gene Ontology annotation, cellular component: nucleus. Lineage: Eukaryota; Metazoa; Arthropoda; Insecta; Diptera; Stratiomyidae. The transcript has 7 exons. The record is from RefSeq and is a predicted model, not a curated record. Bases 2038 to 4992 code for a protein of 984 amino acids.
UAGUAUUUUUAUCGCAUCCGAGGAGUGGGUAGCGAGUGGAGAUUCUAUUUUUUCGUCUGCGUCUUGUUUCUUGGCGUUCCGUUUGCGUGCGUUCCGCGGUGCUUUCGUGGGCUUUGUCGGGCAAAUUCUUGCGAAGGUUGAACCCGUGUCGGUCGAGGGACAUAGCCAAGUGGUAGCCAGGGCCAGGGCGACGUUGCUGAGAGCGAAUUUCGGGGUGGAAAGGUGUUGCUGGUGGCUGUCAACUGCGACCCGACUCGGCCGUGUGAGACAACACUGCGCGGCCACCGCUCGCACGAAUGCCAAUUGUGUGCCGCUGCUUGUGUUUAAUGGUUCUCGUCGUCGUCAUUCAUUGAGCUCAUUAUUGGGAGUAGCGGCAAAUCGCUCGUUGUCCGUUUGCGUUUCGGUUUACUUACGUUUACUUGGCGUAAUCGCAUCGUACACAACACAAUCGGUAUCGCUAUUAGAUUGUGUUUUUUGCGUUUGACGGCCAUUUAUAAAAUAUGGAGCGAAGAGAGUGUGUAAUUAAUUGGCUUUUAAUGAAGAUUUUGUGCGGCGUUUGUUAUUUGUAUUAAAAGUAAAAAGGAGUGUUUAGGACGUUGUAAGAUUUGCUUUCCGAUUGGUGCGCGGUGCUGAUUUCCUCGUCUCACGUUCACACCACGGGCAACCCUUCGUCGAGUCGGUGAUUGAUUCGUGACGUUUCUUUUGUUUUGCGUGUUUUAUUUUUGGAUAUUUCCUUGACAACAUUUCCCUCGUUUGUUAUUGAGUUAUUCACGUUAAAUAAUUGUUAUUUGUGUUCCCGAUAAGAUCUUGUUACUCGAUUUACACUAGCUAGAGAUAUCGUGAGUGGCGAAUGGUUGUGAUAAGGACCGCAGUUAUUGCAUGAGAAGACACGGAAUGAAUUACAGCAAUAAGUUGCGAAUCUCGCUGGUCGCUUCUCGCAACGUUUGUGGAAAUCGAUAAUUAGGCAUAGAUGAGGUGACGAGGGAGUAGCUCCUUACCAAAGUGGAUGAUAUCAACUGCACUUUCCUGCACACGAGGAGUCGUAGUUUCGUUGUACUUCGACAAGGAUUCCUCUAAACUUGAGCUAUCCUACACAUUACAUACUCAGAAGAAAACCGCAUCGUUCAUCGUGGAUUUGUUUCACUUGUUCGACCAACGCCAGAUUGGUUCCCGAUCCAGACACAAUAACCAUUCAAAUUAGAACGGGCUCGCGGUGUGUGUGCGAAUAUUAAUCGAAUUAGUCACUUGAUUUGAGAUCUAAAAAAGUUGAAGCAGACGAACAUCGGCAGCAUGCAAAGCGAGAAAAGUGCGGAGUCAGGUCGUCAAGUAUCGCCGAAAUAGAAGUGAAUGCGUGACCAAUUUUACAUUACAUAAAGAGCAUAGACAAACAACAACGAAGAAAAACGGUCUCGCCACUCCAUCUGCUUCAGUUCAGUGAGAAAUUUCCCUUGGAGUUCGUCAGCCGCACUAGCAACUCCGUUUACGGAAUAUUUUUCCGAAUCGUUGAUCAUCAUUACGCCGCGGAUCUCCAUAUCGCCGGCGAUAUCGCGCGACCUAAUGUGCUAGAAAACGAAGAGUGCAGUGCAGUUAACAGACACUCAUACUGGUUAUGUUCGUUGACCGUUUCAUGAUCGCUUUGUACGUUCCAACAAUCUAAAAAAAUUUACUAACGUGAGUGUGCCUUCGCAUUAUUUCCCUCCGCACUCGCAAUCCCUGCACCACAGUCAACAUUUCGCUGGUGAAAUCAUCUUUAUUACAAUAUCUUUCACCAUCGUCAUCAGCGGCCAGGCAACUACAUCAUUGCCGUUUCGUUAGAAAGAACUUUGCAGCAAAGUCAGACCAGUAUCAUCUACAUACACACCGACAUAUUAGCAGCAGCAGAAGCAGUACCCGAGCAUCUCCUCCACAUCACCAUCGGCGGCUCCACCACCUCGCGACCAUCACUGGCUUCAUCUUUUUCUCCAUUCGGAAAGUAACAGCAACGAAUUUUUCUCUGAUUUCUGGUUUCAUGGAAAAUGUAGCAGCAGUUCGAUAAUAAUGAGCGCAUGCUACUUAUAUAUGUCCGCCGGCGCCCAACUGCAGAUGGCACCCCAGACGACGACCAUAGCUCAUCAUCAACAUCACUCGCAUCAUUUAUCUCAGCAACAACAGCAUCAUCAAAUUCAACAGCAACUACAUCAUCACCACCAACAACAGCAGCAGCAGCUUCAGCAACAACAGCUCCAGCAGCAACAGCAGGCGCCGCCCCAUCUCCAGCCGCCCUCGUCUUUGCCGCCACCCCACUCUGCUGCCGCGUCCGUAGUCGGUGGUGGAAUAGUUCCUCCUGCGAACAAUCAAGACUCAAAUAUGAGUACAGGAUCGUCACAUAGUGAAAAGGAUGCGAACGAAUUGGUGGGCUUAGUGAUUGCAGGCGGACCGGUGCAUGGGGCAAACAAUGGGACGGGCGGUGCAGGUACCCAGACAAAUCUAAUGUCAGUGAGUGGCCCUGAGAAAUUGCCCCGCACGCCCACCGAGCGUAAGCGGAAACGGAAAGCGCCUCCUGCGGAUGAUUCAGGAGGCGGUGGAGGGGGCGGCGGUAGUGGCUCUGCCGCGAUAUCGACUGUAAGUUUAGGAUCGACAAAUAUUAAUUGUAAUUUAGGAAGCGGGGAAACCGGACGAUGUUUAGGUGGUAGCAUGUCGGCCAUGAGCGGUAGCAAGGGCGCCCGACUAACUAUGCCCCUGAAUGAUAGUAAGAAAAUUAACGAAUACUUCACUAAGCAUACAGCGAGUAGUCCCAUAAGACCGCAUACGGGCGCGAAAAGCCCGUCACCGUCGCAGCACGGGCAGUACCCCAUGUUCCCGCCUAGUCCCCAGACCCAACUCAAUCCAUUGGUCACCGCCACGGUGGGUGGAGGUGGCAAUGGACCAAACACGCCGGGUGUUGUUAAUUCCGAAUUUCACUAUAAAAAUCGUCAAUCUUCCAAUAUUGUUCCUCAAUCACCAGUUUCGACAAUGCCCUCACCGCUCAUAGGUGUCCCUAGCGUUGUCAGUAACUCAAAUUCGGUGGUCGGUAACUGCGGCCCACCCCCACCACCACCGCCCCAGAUUGUAGGGCACCAAUCACAGUCACAACAGCAGCAACAACAGCAAAGUCAGCAACCGCAAAUGUCAGUGCCGCAACAACCGCAGCAGCAACAGCCGCCACAGGUCCAGCAAAACCCGCCCACGAUACAGCUCCAAACACGGGCCACUCAGACGGAUCUUUCCUUCCUCGAGAUCCAAGAGCGUGAUUCCGAUUUCGAGACGAGCAAGACGAAAAUUGACGAGUUGACAAGGCUCUCGGACGAGCAGAAAUGUCAGAUAGCAACACAUCAAAAGAGUAUCGAACAACACAAAAGCCACUCGAAUAAGUGCAUCGAAGUUGUGAAGAAACUCCUGAAGGAGAAAUCCAGUAUUGAAAAGAAGGAAGCCCGCCAAAAGUGUAUGCAGAAUCGUCUCCGGCUAGGUCAGUUUGUCACGCAACGAGUCGGUGCAACAUUCCAGGAAAAUUGGACCGAUGGCUAUGCAUUUCAAGAACUAGCCCGGCGACAAGAGGAAAUCUCAGCGGAACGGGAAGAGAUCGAUAGGCAAAAGAAACUUCUAAUGAAAAAGCGGCCCUCAAACGCUGAGACAGGUCGGGGAAAACGUAACAAUAGCAAUGCAGUGGGAAACACAUCGCAACCUGGUGUGUCCGCUUCUGGCAGCACGUCUGCAAGUAAUCUCCACAAUGGAUCAGAUGCUGCAACGUUCCUAAAACCAGAUCCUGUGUCGGGCUACACAGCACAGGAAUAUUAUGAAUGUGAUGAAAUCUUAAAAUUAAGACAGAAUGCGCUGAAGAAGGAGGACGCCGACUUGCAGCUGGAAAUGGAGAAGCUUGAGCGCGAACGUAAUUUACAUAUUAGAGAAUUGAAGCGAAUACUGAAUGAAGAUCAGUCACGCUUCAACAAUCAUCCUGUGUUGAACGACCGAUAUUUACUGUUAAUGUUACUGGGGAAAGGAGGCUUCUCGGAGGUCCACAAAGCGUUCGACUUGAAGGAGCAAAGAUAUGUUGCAUGCAAAGUACAUCAGCUGAACAAGGACUGGAAAGAAGAUAAAAAGGCGAAUUAUAUCAAGCAUGCAUUACGAGAAUAUAAUAUUCAUAAGGCUUUAGAUCAUCCCAGAGUAGUUAAGCUGUAUGAUGUCUUCGAAAUAGACGCAAAUUCAUUUUGCACUGUGUUAGAAUAUUGUGAUGGACACGAUUUGGAUUUCUAUCUGAAACAGCAUAAGACAAUACCGGAACGUGAAGCUAGAUCAAUAAUUAUGCAGGUUGUUUCAGCACUGAAGUACCUGAAUGAAAUUAAACCUCCGGUUAUACAUUACGACUUGAAGCCGGGCAACAUUCUACUGACGGAGGGUAACGUAUGCGGUGAAAUAAAAAUAACCGAUUUCGGUCUAUCUAAAGUUAUGGAUGAGGAAAACUACAAUCCGGACCAUGGAAUGGAUUUAACAUCUCAAGGCGCUGGAACAUAUUGGUAUCUACCACCCGAGUGUUUUGUUGUAGGUAAAAAUCCACCAAAAAUUUCAUCGAAAGUCGAUGUUUGGAGCGUAGGUGUUAUAUUCUAUCAAUGCUUAUAUGGUAAAAAGCCAUUCGGACAUAAUCAAUCGCAAGCCACUAUUUUAGAAGAAAAUACAAUUUUAAAAGCAACUGAAGUUCAGUUUUCAAAUAAACCGACAGUUUCCAGUGAAGCGAAGUCUUUUAUUCGCGGCUGUCUGGCAUAUCGGAAGGAGGAUCGGAUGGACGUUUUUUCGUUGGCGAGGCACGAAUACUUGCAGCCACCAAUUCCAAAACACGGUCGCCAAGCGAUGAACCAGCAGCAGCAGCAACAACAGGGACACCAGAGCUCGUCGCAGAACCAAGGGGGUCAGAGCAGUGCGGGGCAAACAAAUUUCUCAACUGGAAUGUUUGGAAAUCUAAAUCAAAGCAGUUCAUCCUAGCUAUCAAAGAGAAACUCGAAUUCGUAAUUUCAAGUCGCAGCCAUAGCUAGUUCAAAGAUAGCACCAACAAACACGAGUCGCAACAACUCCACUGCAGUCGCAGCUGCCACCUUAAUCUCGAAUAAGAAUCGCUACAGUAGGAGACGGAGAUGAUAGGGCAGCUGCUGCGAACACUGCAAACAUUCAUGCUUCAACAAAAUCAACGAAUUUCGAGAAUGGUCACGCGAAAACAUUCAAGCUGGACAACAAACAAGUUCACGGACUCAACAGCCCAUCAAUUGGACGGGCGCACGGAACCCGUAAUUACAGAAAGGCCUAGUGAAAGUUCAGUGCAGUGCGAAACCAACUACAAGAAUUGGGAUCAACCACUGUCCUUCGAUUUAAAAAAAUAAUACACAUGUGAUUCCGAUAUGAACGGCGGUUAUGUUGGGAGGCGAAAGAUAAAUAUAAUGACGCCAGGAGCAACACAUUUUCAGAGAAAACUUAGGAAAAGUAUUGCAUUGGAUACGAGAGUAGGUGAGAGUGAAAUUUAUUAUCAAAGCAGUUUGAUAGGAGCAGGUCAGAGGAGUAUCGCAUUCAAAUGAGGUAUAAGUCUAAAUGAAGAGGAAACAAAUUGAAAUAUGAUUAUUACAUAAGUUUAAGUUUGAAAUAUUCUAACAAUUUAGUUAGUUAUUAUGUGAAUGCGUCCCAAACUUGUAUGAAUGCUAAUGAGACAAUUUAUAUUAAAUUUUUAAAUUAAAAAUUUAAACACAACACAUUAUAUAUAAAUAUAAAUAAAAUCUAUGAAUACUAUUAAACAUAUAAAUACGUUUAAAAGUAAAGGAAAAUGAUUUAAAAGUAAUGAGUAAGCUUAAGGAGAAGAAGAAGUAAAUAAUGAAUAAAUGUAGUGAUAUACUUAUAAAUAAUAAAAAAUAAAAAAUUAUUGAACAAUAAAAAGUAAAACAAUUUAUUGAUAUGGCAGUAAAUACUAUCAUUCUGAUAAUUCAAAUAGAAAGGAGAGUAACGUCACCAUUUACAGAAACCAAUCAAUAUCCACAUAAAUGCAUAACGCGAGAUUUCUACCGAAAUCGCAAUCUCUCAAUUAACGUAUUUCAAAAAUUAACUUUCAAAACAAUACAAUAUGAGAACUGAACGAUAAGGCGAUCGAAAAUUUCUUCUUUGCAAGCUACAAGUUAAAUAUUUUAAAAGAAAUCAAACAAGCGGACACAACAGAAUGUAGUAAAACGGAAACAGUUUCGGAUGGAACUUGUGAGUGAUGCGUAGGCGCAGUGAUGAACAUUUGGUUGAUUUAUAUGAAUACGGACAGCAAUAUACAUAUAUGUACAGUACACAGUUAUCAUGGAAAUUAAAUAAAAGGAGGAUAUAAGUAAAAAAUUAACGAAUAAGAAUGGCGUGUUCAAGGAUGUGACGGUAGAAGCGAGGUCAUGCUAGCGAAGAGAAAAUGGUUGAAAAUAACGUUUUAAAAUUAAAUAAAGUACGAUAAAAUGAAAAUACUAUUAUUAUACAUGCAAAUAUCUUUUUCACUUCAAGUUCAAUGUUUUUUAUUAUUUUCAUUUUUUAAUUUUUAUUAUUUUUCUAUAUUAUUUUUAACUGAUAAUUAAUUUAAUCGUUAUUCAAAUUAUCCUGAUAAGUUAUAUAUUGAAGUAAUAAAAACAAAACAAACAAAAAAACAACAAAAACAAAAAACAAAAUUAAAUUAUUUUUCGAGUAAACAAGAAAAAAUGCAAAAAAUUGAAACAAUUGAUAACAAGAAAAGCUAAGAAAAAAAUGAGAUCAACAACAACAACGCUUUCAAAGAAAUUUGCAAGUCAGUAUACAUAAAAAUAUUCAAAUAAAAAUUCAAAUUGAAGUUAGAAUCAAAA